GGUUGAAAAUCACCAUUUUGGGCGUCAGUUGGCGGCAAGUAUAGCCAUUUUCUCUCACUACAGCUAAGUUGAUUUGAUACGCUUAGUCAACUCUGAACUAGAUUAUUAUAAGUGAUUCACCGCAUUCAUCUGAAGAUCCAGAUCUGAGUUUAGAGAGUUUCGCUCGCACUUGUUUCAAUGGCAUCAAAGCUUUUGCUCUUCAUAAUCUUCCUAUUCGAUGUCGCCGCUUUUGGAUUGGCCAUUGCUGCUGAACGGAGGAGAAGCAGUGCUUACAUUAAAAAAGACAGUGAACUAAACUACCAAUAUUGUGUGUACAAUUCGGACAUUUCAACUGCGUAUGGUAUAGGAGCAUUGUUUCUACUCUUUGCCAGUCAAGUUCUUAUAAUGAUCGCCAGCAAAUGUUUCUGUUGUGGAAGGGCUCUGAAACCUACAGGUUCUAGGGCAUGGGCUGUCAUUCUCUUCAUAAUCUGCUGGGUAUUUUUCAUAAUCGCGGAGUUGUGUUUGUUGGCGGGUUCAGUUAGAAAUGCUUAUCAUACAAAAUACAGAACCUUUUUUGUAAAUGAUCCACCUUCAUGUGAGAUGUUGAGAAAGGGAGUAUUUGCAGCAGGGGCAGCGUUUGUGUUCUUGACGUUUGUGUUCUCCGAGCUUUACUAUGUAUGCUUGUCGAAGGCUAGAGGAUCCAAUCAAUCGUAUGGUGGUGGAGAAGCAGGUAUUGGUUUGGCAGCAUAUUAAUGAUUUUUAGAUUUAGUAAUUGUGGUUUGAACAUUAUAGAAUCUUUCAUUACAUAUUAAGCAUUUGGAAUUGUUCUUCAUAUAUGUACCCCUUAAUAAAUACACUUGUAUUCUAUGCAUAUAAUCGGAUUUGGUCAUUGUAG
Impatiens glandulifera is the source of this 874-nucleotide messenger RNA. RefSeq lists its product as uncharacterized. The transcript has 3 exons. NCBI's taxonomy places the organism in Eukaryota, Viridiplantae, Streptophyta, Magnoliopsida, Ericales, Balsaminaceae. The record is from RefSeq and is a predicted model, not a curated record. Bases 178 to 732 code for a protein of 184 amino acids.